AUGGCCGACAUGCAGUACUCUAGCGCCUCAGGUUGUCCACCCCUACGGCAGGUCCGGGGGACUCGACUCGAUACUAUACCUGAGGACUAUCGCGAAACACAAUACUCGAUACAGAAGGAGCAGGUCGCAUCCGCUUCUCAGAAACCUGCAACAAUCCCCCGACUGAAGUUGAAGACGAGCGGCCUAGUGUCAGGGUUUCUGAGGCCGAAUCGAUUCUUCUCACCGAUAUCUGCCGGUUCUGUGUCAUCCUGCUCGGACACGGAGUGGCAACAGCAGAUGAAACCCUUUGAAGACCUCUACGACGCCACAGACGAGGAGUCGGUAACGAGUGACGAGUGUACUUCAUUUGCCAGCACUCGGCCGACAAGUUUGACAACUCCAACGACGCGAAAUUCCAUGCUAUCGCCAAUUUCUCGUAAGCGCUAUCCGAGUUUGGCCAUUCCACCUUCGCCAGUGUGGCCAUCAUUGCAAGGUGCUUGCAAAAGCUCCCCCAUUCCUCCCACGCCACCUUCAAAGAUACCAGUUUCUCCGGCAGCUCUGUCAAUGCUUGGUCGUUCUGUUCCUGCCGUGCAUGCUCCACCCUCUUUGGACGGAAGUAUAUCCUCGGACCAGGUAUCGAAUCUGAGCGCUCCGGCUACUCCAGAUUUGCAGUCAAUCCCUGAUCAGGACUGGGUCGUGCCAGGAGUUCAUGUUCGACCAGACUUGGAAGAUGUGGAAGACGUUGACAUCCCCGCACUCGAUGCAGAUCCAGAUGUGCAGAGCAUUGAGAUCGCCUUCGAUGCUGCUAGCGAAGAUUUAGCUCAAGUCUUGGGCCGGUUUCCUCGCAUCCCCGGUCAAGUGACGCCGCCUGCCUUCGAUAUGGACAUGGAACCGGAGUUGGUGCGGGAAGGUACGCCGUCGGACACAGGAGUACAUCUUCCCGAAGAUGCCUUGGAAACUUUACGGCACCUGUCACUCAAUAGAGUGCCAGAUCCUUGGGCCGAAUCAUCCGAUAGCAAUGACGAGAUGUGGCAAGUUGAGACUCCGCCUCAACGCCCUCGUAGUGCUGACGGUGUAACUCCUGCUUCUGAGCUUUCCGGUUAUAGCUUCAGCAGGUUGAGCAUUCCGUCUCCAGGUGGCUUCUUUGCUUCGUUAGCCCCACGUGCCCGCCAUACCUGGGCGAUCCCGAACGGAAACAAACCACCCAACUCUGCCACUGCUGAAAGGUUCUACAAGCUACCUUUUACCCGCACUGAGGGAGAGAUUGUUGAGCAGGUCAUUGAUUAUCCGGAAAGAGCGACGGACGAGGAGCUAACAGCAGUAUAUGAUCCAAGCGGUCCACCAACUGCUAUUAGAAUUCCCGCGGAGUAUGCCAUUGAGCCUCUUGGCACGCUGAGGAGCCCUGUGAGUACGGUUGUUGAGGAGAUGAACCACAAUCAGAUGCCCGUGUCAGAUCAAGCCGAGCGAGAUGAAGACUAUGAAGCUGAACUCAAGAAGAAAGCGAUGUCAGGCUUGGAUAGAACCAGUGUUUGGCUGGCAGCUCAAGCUUCUUACCUAGCAGCCUUGAACGAGACGAACCCCGCCAAUUCCAUCGACAAGGAAACUGGCAGCGAGAUUGAGGCUCCUCAGAAGCCUAGUCAACAAGCUCCAAGCUCUCUUGCCCGCAAGAGAUCGGCCAAAUUCACUGGAGUUCUUCCCGCUGCCCCCAGUUCGCAACCUUCCGCUUUGGCAAGUAAGGAUUCGAUUUACUGGAGAGGGUUCCAAGCUCUGCGCGACCAAUCCAGCAUAAAGGAUAUUCAUGUACAUCAACACGCUCGCUUUGAUGCUGUCCAGUCUGUUCGUGUCGGUAUGCCCGGUUUACACGUUGACUGUUUGACGGGAAAGUACGAAUUGAUUCCUAAUCAACGUCCUGCAUACAAAGGACCCUUUUCGAUGGCACCUCGCAAUUCGACACUCGACUCGGCUCGGGUGCAAAAAGCUCAAUUCUCUAUAGUUGAGAAAGAGCAGUUGGUGCUGUCGCAGAUCCGUCAGGCUAUGUGGGCUAUGGAUGCACUGAGGUUUCUCAAUGGCGGUCGCAUGCUUGUCAGCCCUGCAUCAAGAAAGCUUCGUGGCUCCAGCCGUUCGCCAAAAAUGUCAACAAAUGCGAAUCAAUGCAGUGUUCGGGUUCUGGAUCUUGGAGGGCAUGCGUCGUGUGAAUGGGCGUGGCAACUCGCCUAUGAUUAUCCUGAUGCCAAAGUCACAACAGUCUACACUGGCUCCCAGGAGGUCAAUCGCGGCAUCAAAGGACCUCCCAAUCACCGACAUGUUUCUGUUCCAAAACUGUGGAAGCUCCCUUUUCCCGACAACAAGUUCGAUGUGAUCUCAGCUCGUUCGUUGCCAGCUCUGCUGAAGAAAAAAUGCCCGAGCGGAGAGCUCCUUGACGAAUACGAUCUGUGCCUGAAAGAGUGCCUUCGCUGUCUCAAGCCCGGUGGCUAUCUGGAGUACUUCAUUCUAGAUGCUGAGAUCUUACACGCUGGUCCUCAGGGAUCUGCCAUCUCGGAGGAGUUCGUUGCCAAUCUUCAGGCUCAAGGAUAUGAUCCGGUGCCGACCAAAAGCUGGCUUGGACGCGUACAGAAGCACUUCACCGACAUCAAGCGAGCCUGGGCUUUCCUACCCAUGGGGAUCGAGCCCACCAAGACUGAGCCACCCAGAGAGACGCCGGAUCCGAGAGUCAAGAGUCUUGCUGGGGAUUACGAAGCGAUACACGGUCCUGUCGGUAGUACUGCUGACAUUGCCAGUAUCACGGGGCUACUAGGCGGAUGGCUUUGGGAACAGUGGUGUGUCAAGCUGCAGCAAGAGAUCGGAAUCGAGCGGGAGAAUCUACUCGCAGGAGUAGGCGCUGUGUUCGAUGAGGGCCGCAAGAACGAAGCAGGCUGGACCUUUACUAACGCCAAGCCCCAAAACAGUUUCUUCAAAACCCUCACCAACCAGACCGUCACCAUCGAGCUGAAAAACGACAUCCGCAUCCGCGGUACCCUCAAAUCCGUCGACCAAUACCUGAACAUCAAGCUCGACAAUGUCGAUGUCCUCGACCUGGACAAAUACCCGCACCUGUCGUCGGUCAAGAACAUGUUCAUUCGGGGUAGUGUGGUGCGCUACGUCCCCUUCGGCGCCAAAUCUCAGACCCCCGCGAAGCGCAACGGCAGUCUGCUGAACUUCUUCCAAAAAGCCGACGGACCGCCCAAAGCCACCUCCACCCAACCCCGGAUCACUCAAUUUGCCACCAAGACCGCCCGGCCGACCAGCAAUGGCCACAGCAGUACACCGACGCUGCGCAGACAAGGGAGUUCCACAGUCAGCAACGGCGCAGGCGAUCUAUUCCUCGAGGACAAAAACCGGAACCGAUCCGCGACCUACGCAGCCCCCGAGCCGCAGCGGACAGCACGGUCGAGGACUCCCGACGAUAUCUGGGAAGGCGAGCCGGAAACGCCGGCGCCAGCGACAGCGGCGACCGAGGAAGACCGCUACAAUGAGAACGGAUCCUCCGGCGUCAAGAAACGCAAGCUUGAUUCCCCGUCCGCUGCCGGCGAUGACGCAGCAGCAGCACGAGCGAAGUCGUCCGAUGCCGACGCUACCGGGGUAGCGGCGCCCGCGAAGAAAUCCCGUCACCUUAGUGGACCUUUCAUCGACGAAUCCGAUAGCGAGGAGGACGAGGAUCUGGAGAAGUUCCGUGAUUACGCGGAUGAGCCAUCAGUCGCAUUAAUAGACAAGCCCACUGCCAAUGCGACAGAAUCGCCCGUCGACGCCGAGGAAGCAGAUCCCACAGCUAAAACACGACCGACGCCCGCUGUCGAGACACCACCAUCCUUGGUAAGAGAAACCACGAGCUACACCGAACCUGAUGAAUAUACGAAUUUUGACGAUAUGGAAGACGAUAAUGGCGCGGAUGACGACGGAAAUACGUUUGGCUGUGAAGUGCCCAUUUGUCCGAUCUGUCAGACUAGUUUGACUGGUCUGAAUGAAGCUGAUGUCUCGGUGCACGUCAAUGACUGCUUAGAUGGCAAGCCUAGUACAGUACAGCCAAGGUCCGAUCCUACAGUCAAGUCUGAGCCUGAGAUCGAACCAGAUCCCGAAAUCAAGCUUGAACCCGAACCACCAUCGAAAGCACUGACUCGUUCGGACCGGGCAGCGAUUGCUCGCCCCGCACAACGUGAUCCUUACGCUUCCGGCGAGGCCGAGGCGAGGUCAGCCUUCUCUAAGCUCAUGGCUGGAAAUGCGGAGGAUAGCGCCUGGGCAGCAGCAGCAGCCAAUGAAGUGGCAUCCAGAGGCAAGCAGGCAUAUCAACGGACCUGUCCGUUCUACAAAAUCAUGCCCGGGUUCUCAAUAUGUGUGGACGCGUUUCGCUACGGUGCUGUCGAGGGCUGCAAUGCUUACUUUCUGAGUCACUUUCAUAGUGACCACUACAUUGGCCUUACGGGUUCAUGGCGACACGGUCCAAUUUACUGCAGUCGUGCGACAGCCAAUCUCGUGUGCCAGCAGUUGAAAGUCAAUCGUAAAUGGUUGGUGCCACUCGAGUUUGAGAAGAGGACGGAGAUCCCUGGCACGGGCGGAGCACAUGUGACAAUCAUCGAAGCGAACCAUUGUCCAGGAAGUGCCAUCUUUCUUUUUGAAAAGGCCAUGGGAUCUGGCCCAUCGAAACGAACGCAUCGGGUGCUUCAUUGCGGAGAUUUUCGCGCCUCGCCGCUCCAUGUGCAGCAUGCACUCUUGCGCCCGGAGGUUGUCGAUCCCACCACAGGUCAGCGUCGUCAGCAACACAUAGAUGCUUGCUACCUAGACACCACGUAUUUGAGCCCCAAAUAUGCCUUUCCAAGCCAGGAAGAUGUCAUACAGGCUUGUGCCGAUCUUUGCGUGGAGCUGAACGAGGGGCAGCAGAAAAGUAGCGGGCUUGCUUUCGGCUCAUCAGGUCGCUCGCCUGGGAUCGGGGGAGGGUUGAUGAGCAAGUUCGUUUCCAAAGUGACAGGCUCUUCGGGGUCGCAGUCUUCGACAUCGAGCUCAAGUGGUCGAUUGCUGGUGGUAAUAGGGACCUAUAGCAUUGGGAAAGAACGUAUCUGUCUGGGAAUCGCGCGUGCUCUGAAGAGCAAAAUUUUCGCCACCCCAGCCAAACAGCGGAUCUGCGCCUGCCUGGAGGACCCAGAGCUGUCAGCGCUGUUGACGGAUAAUCCACGCGAGGCACAAGUGCAUAUGCAGACCUUGUUUGAGAUUCGAGCGGAGACGCUGGCUGACUAUUUGGACACGUUGAAGCCGCACUUCACGAAAGUGGUGGGCUUUCGACCGACCGGGUGGACGUACCGACCGCCCGCGGGACGUAUGCUGGAUAACCCUCCUGUGUCGACGGUGCUUCAUUCGGCACAUUGGCAGACACCGUUUUCGGCACGCGACCUCGUGCCCCAACGGGGCAGCACGCGGGAAAGUGCGUGUUUUGGGGUGCCGUAUAGCGAGCACAGCUCGUUCCGGGAACUGACCAUGUUCUGCUGCGCCCUUCGGAUCGGACGGGUCAUCCCGACCGUGAAUGUGGGCAGUCAGAAGAGUCGUGAGCGCAUGAAGGCGUGGGCUGAGCGAUGGGAGGCGGAGAAACGGAAGAACCGGUCGGCCGCCAUGUUUGCCGACCUGCUCUCGCUGCAGGCCACCCCUUACCUUUUCUUGGGCUUGGUGGCCAUCUACUAUCUCGUCCCCUACUUACAAGUCUGGCGUCUACGUGAUAUCCCUUCUCCUGGCUUCGCUGCCUUCUCCAACUUCUGGCUCCUCCUCCAAACCCGUCGCGGGUCCCGUUUUCUCGUUGUCGAUGAUGCCCACAAACGCUAUGGCAAACUCGUCCGCAUCGCGCCCCGCCAUGUCUCCAUCGCCGAUGACAACGCGAUCCAGGCUGUUUACGGUCACGGAAAUGGUUUCUUGAAGGCGGACUUUUACGAUGCCUUUGUUUCCAUCCGUCGUGGUCUGUUCAACACUCGCGACCGUGCGGAGCACACCCGCAAGCGCAAGACCGUCUCGCACACUUUCAGUAUGAAGUCUAUCGGCCAGUUCGAGCAGUACAUCCACGGAAACAUUGAGCUUUUCGUUAAGAAGUGGACGAACAUGGCCAACACCCGGCGCGACCCUCGCACCGGCUAUGCCAGUCUCGAUGCCCUCAACUGGUUCAACUAUCUGGCUUUCGAUAUCAUCGGAGAUCUUGCUUUCGGUGCUCCCUUUGGUAUGCUUGAGAAGGAGCAGGAUAUCGCUGAGAUGCGCAAGACUCCGGAUUCUCCUCCUUCCUAUGUCCAGGCUGUUGAGGUGCUCAACCGUCGUGGUGAAGUGUCCGCCACCCUCGGCUGUUACCCCGCGCUGAAGCCGUUUGCCAAGUACCUUCCCGACCGCUUCUUCAGGGAUGGUAUGGAAGCUAUUGAGAACCUGGCUGGUAUUGCUGUCGCUCGAGUCAACGAGCGUCUGCGUCCUGAGGUGAUGGCCAACAACACUCGUGUGGAUCUCCUUGCUCGUCUUAUGGAAGGAAAGGACGGGAAUGGUAACAAGCUUGGUCGCGAAGAGUUGACAGCCGAGGCCCUGACCCAGUUGAUUGCCGGUUCUGAUACUACCUCCAAUACCUCCUGUGCUAUCCUAUACUGGUGCAUGCGCACCCCUGGUGUGAUUGAGAAGCUCCACAAGGUUCUCGAUGAGGCUAUUCCCAAGGACAUCGAGGUGCCUACUCACGCUAUGGUCAAGGAAAUUCCUUACUUGCAAUGGGUCAUCUGGGAGACCAUGCGUAUCCACAGCACCUCGGCGAUGGGUCUUCCCCGUGAAAUUCCCGCUGGCAACCCUCCCGUCACUAUCUCCGGCCACACCUUCUACCCCGGCGACAUUGUCUCUGUGCCGAGCUACACUAUCCACCACUCCAAGGAGAUCUGGGGCCCUGACGCCGACGACUUUGUCCCCGAGCGUUGGGACCCUGCCCGUCUCACUGCCCGCCAGAAGGCCGCGUUCAUUCCCUUCAGCACCGGUCCCCGUGCCUGCGUUGGUCGCAACGUUGCUGAAAUGGAGCUUCUCACUAUCUGCGGUACCGUGUUCCGCUUGUUCGAGUUCGAGAUGCAGCAGGAUGGACCCAUGGAGAGCCGCGAGGGCUUCCUACGUAAGCCCCUUGGGCUGCAGGUUGGCAUGAGAAGGAGACAGAUCGGCGCUUAG
Messenger RNA from Aspergillus aculeatus ATCC 16872, 7167 nucleotides. RefSeq lists its product as uncharacterized. Gene Ontology annotation, biological process: interstrand cross-link repair; protection from non-homologous end joining at telomere; mRNA processing. The transcript has 8 exons. NCBI's taxonomy places the organism in Eukaryota, Fungi, Ascomycota, Eurotiomycetes, Eurotiales, Aspergillaceae. Gene Ontology annotation, molecular function: RNA binding; oxidoreductase activity, acting on paired donors, with incorporation or reduction of molecular oxygen; iron ion binding. The record is from RefSeq and is a predicted model, not a curated record. The coding region runs from base 1 to 7167 and encodes 2388 amino acids.